AUGAAUGCGGCCUCUUCUCCCCGCGAUACUCGCGGGCGGGCUGGGGAAAUCACCGAUCAACAGCGAUGCGAAUGGUCUGUGAUUGCCCGCCUGCGCCUGUUUCGUAAGCUACAUGAUUUAAAUUUUCGCGCUGUUUCACAAAACGGGAUAAUUUUCCGACCCGGCGCUUUGUUUGGGGACAACGGCACAGGUGACCGAGUAAAGGGAGAUAACCCACCUCCUUCCCAUGGUCCUACCGACCUCUCGGCAAUACGGACCGGGUCGCGACCGAAACUACGGGAGAUGCACCGGGACUGCUCUUGGCGUAUAACCGGUGCACUUUCUUGA
Leptosia nina is the source of this 327-nucleotide messenger RNA. The record is from the annotation of a GenBank genome assembly. NCBI's taxonomy places the organism in Eukaryota, Metazoa, Arthropoda, Insecta, Lepidoptera, Pieridae.